AUGGCGGACAUGCACCGGCCGAAAACGACGCAUGAGCUUUAUGACGAAACUCGGGAUUUUGGGCCUCGGCUGCUCAGCCUGGAAAAUGACUACGAGGACUUUCUCCCCAUCAGCAAGUUGCAUCCCGAGCCGCCGUUAGAAACCGACACUGUGCCCGAAGAUUUUGUACGCCCCCCCGGGGCGAGCCACACGCUGAGCGACACAUGGCUUCCGCCACCGGAUCCUGACGAGGGCCAGUUGGUGCAGGAUAUCGAUGACCCCACACACAACCAGGUUGCCGAGGCCGUGGAAAGGGCGGUCAUGAACGCAACGCCUCGGACCCCGCUCCCACUGGUCGAGGCAAAAAGAGAGCAGGACCUGCUGAAAUCCCUCAUCGGCUCCUUCCCAGCAGCCUCCCAGGUGCGGCUCAUGCAGGAUCCCACAAACCCCGAGCGGUUGAUGCUCACGCAGGACGGCACCGCCUAUAUCUACCGGGGCCGCGGACCGGUAUUCCGCAACAACUCAUGCGCCGUGGACUGCGUUAUCGCCGUCGGCAAAAUGCUGGACGUCGGAUCCACGGUGAUGGAUCGGCAAAUGCCCCAUUGGCACGAAAAACUUGGCCGCGUGGAAAAGGCGUUCAUCGAAGCCACCGAUGUGAACUGGGAUGUAUGCACGGUGACCCAGAGCAUUGAGAUGCGCGACCGUUUCUGGGAGGUGGCCGCCGCUGAACAGCCCGCCAUUGUCGUGGGCAACAACGGCCCUCUUUGGUCCGUCUGGAAGGCCGCGGCCGGCAGUUUCCCCCAGUUCCGGUACACCGUGGAGGAGGAGAGGUCUUGUCAAGGUUCGCUCUGUCCAUUCAAAGAGACGGACAUGCAACAAAAAUCCUCCGUCAUCUUGUCGGGCAGGGCCCAAAGACGCAAGGAGAAGACAGUGCCCAUGCCGGAGCUGUUGCCGCGUCACUUCUCGCGAGAGACCCGGGAAGCUUGCCCGAGAUGUCACAGAAUGGACAGCCUGCUUGUGCGCAAGCGAUUCAGUUCGCUGCCGGCGCGCAUGGUGGUCACGGUGGACGGCUCGAUUUCCACCAAACGGCACACCGGCGACAUCGAGAUCAUGUACACCGACCUUAAUGGUGUGGAGAAGACAGCCGUCUACCGCUGGCUGGGUGGCAUCUAUUGCCAGACCGACCACUUCCGCGUCUAUUGGACCGACACCAACCGGGGGGAGGAGGACAAGGGCGGAGUCCGCCUCUACGACAGUCUGAUGAACCUCGGACUCGUCGUCGGCGGCAUUCGGCGGCUCAAUCGACUCGAAAAGGUCCCCAAAGCCUGGUGGAAGGACAAGGCAAUCCCGCUUCUGAUCUACGAGUUGGUUCCAAACCCGACCCGGGAGGUCCUCGUCACUGCGCGACGCACCGUUAGUGAAAUGCUCGAGCACCAGCGGCAGGGUCGGCCGAUCCUCAAGCACCACAACCCAUGGGCCAGCACGAAUGACCCGGAAACCGUGCCCAGGCCCGUGUUCUGGAACCGAAUCCUGCCCCUUGACGUGCCGUACUACUACCAGUCCCACGGGGGGUACCAACCGAUGGGCAUGUCCGACGCCAACUUCAUUGCAGCCGCGACGCUGGCGCGCUCGAUGUCGUUCUCGCGGGGGAUGUCGCAGGGCUCGGAGGGGAUGCAGGGCAUCUUGUCGUCACCAAACGGCCAACUCAACUCUGGCGUGCCGGGGCUGAACCCGCAGAUGGGUGGUAAUAUGACGGGGUUCACGCCUCCUGGGAUCCCGCCUUUUGGGUUCUCGCCUGCUAUGGGUGGAUUGCUACCGAAUGCGUCUACAGGGAUGACUCCCUUGGCCGGGAUGUUAAAUCUAAACGGCACGAACCCCAACGGCACGGCGAACAACAACAACAACACGGAUAACAAUGCGAACAACAACACGGGGGCUAACAACGCAAUGAGCUACAUCGCGAACAGCAACACGAACGGCAUGAUGAACAAUGCAGGGAUGGCAACGGGGUUCUCUCCACUGCUCGGCAACAUGGCCGGAUGGACUCCUCCUCAUGGAAUGCCUCCCAUGUUCAACACGGGCGGCACAACUGGACUGUCUCCUCUGAUGAACGCGACGGGGUUGUCUCCUCUGGUAAAUGCACACGGGUACUCGCCCUACAUCUCCCCCUAUUUCUCGCCCAACUUUAAUCCUCCUUUCACACCGGGAAUGCUUGGAGGCGCCCAUACGUUCUCUCCGGGUUUCUUCAACUCCGUCAUAUCCCCGUUUGGAAGUCCCCUGCCGGGGGUGGCCGGCAAUGGUAACGGUAAUGCCAACAGCCCGGGCAAUGCCAACCCGGGCAAUGGGAACAACCAAGACAAUGCCAAUAACCAAGGCGAUGCCAAUGAACCGGCCAAUACCAAGGGUCAGGAGAACACCAGCAGCCAGGCCAGCCGGAAUGGCAAGAAUGCCGCGGCCCCGGCGGCGAAUCCGUCGCCCAAUACCAUGAACAUGAUGGGCGGUUUAAACCCUAACAUGAUGGGCGGUUUCUCCCCAAACAUGAUGAACUACUUCUCCCCCGGCACGAUGCAGGGGUUCAAUCCGGGCGUCAUGCCCGGGUUCUCGCCCCAGCCGCCCGUCAACAUGAUGACACCGUCCGCGUUCAACACCAACACCAUCAACCCACAGCUGCUGAGCCUCAAUCCGAACCAGCAGCCCAACAUCUUCGACUACGCUCUGGCAGGCCAAAGCCCUCCCCGCAACGGCAACGGCAACUUCGACCCGAUCUACGGCAACCGGGACCCGGCAGCCGAGCUGACGGACCUGCUGGACGACACGGCGACGGUGUACGAAGACGCCAUGGACACGGAGAUGCAGCUCGACGACAACGCGCCGGCGUCUCCCCAGUCGUGGACUCAGGAUCCGGGGCCGGGUGGGGUCGGGGCCAUGCCGCAGUUUGUCGGGGCGGCUGAGACCGAGGACAGUGACUCGGGGCCGGAGGGACAGGUUCCCACGCCGCGGUCGAUGACGCGGUCGAUGACGCGCAAGCGCCGGGUUGAGGAGGUGUAUGUGCCGGACGGGGAUGAGCACGGUAGUGACUCGAGCGUGGUUGAGCAGCCGGUGCGCAAGCGGCCGGUGCGGAAGGCGGCGAAGAAGAAGAGGGUGCCGUAA
Molecule: messenger RNA, 3129 nt
Organism: Aspergillus candidus
Lineage: Eukaryota; Fungi; Ascomycota; Eurotiomycetes; Eurotiales; Aspergillaceae
Exons: 4
Coding region: 1-3129 (1042 amino acids)
Source: RefSeq, a predicted model, not a curated record